AUGUCUCUCCCUCAGCCCGUCCCCCCGUCCUGGAAGGAUCUCGGAAAGUCGUCCAACGACCUCCUUGGCAAGGACUUCCCCAUCAGCAACGUCCAGCUCGAAGUCAAGACCGUGACGCCUACCAAUGUCGCCUUCAAGGUCUCUGGCGCCCGCGACGCGAAGUCGAGCCUCAUCGGCGGUGACAUUGAGGCCAAGUUCUUCAACAAGCCCCACGGCCUCGUCUUCACCCAGGGCUGGACGACCUCCAACAUCCUAAAGACCCAGGUUGAGAUUGACAACCAGAUCGCCAAGGGUGUCAAGCUCGACCUCCAGACCGCGCUCACCCCCAACACCGGUGCGAAGUCUGCGCUGUUCACCACCACCUACAAGCAGCCCGGCCUCCACACCCGCGCGUUCCUCGACGUCUUCAAGGGCCCCACGUUCACCGCUGACACCGUCAUCGGUCGCGACGGCUUCCUCGUCGGUGCUGAGGCGUCGUACAACGUUACCGAGGGCAAGAUCACGAAGUACGCGACCGCCAUCGGCUACAGCGCGCCCGAGUACGCCGUCACCCUCCACGGUCUCGGCAACCUCAGCACGUUCGCCGCGAGCUACUACCACCGCGUCAACCCCGACGUCGAGGCUGGCGCGAAGGCCGUCUACGACACCCGUGCGUCGCCUUCGGGCAACGUCGGCCUCGAGGUUGGUGCCAAGGUCUACCUUGACGCGGCUGCGUUCGUCAAGGCGAAGAUCAACAACACCGGUAUUCUUGCUCUCGGCUACACGCAGUCGCUCCGCCCCGGCGUUCGCGCGUCGUUUGGUCUUGCCCUGGACACCCAGCGGUUGAACGACCCCGCGACCCAGGGUGCCCACAAGGUUGGCGCGAGCUUCACCUUCGACGGUUGA
Messenger RNA from Trametes versicolor FP-101664 SS1, 885 nucleotides. Its product is annotated as voltage-dependent ion-selective channel. Gene Ontology annotation, molecular function: voltage-gated monoatomic anion channel activity. Gene Ontology annotation, cellular component: mitochondrial outer membrane. The coding region runs from base 1 to 885 and encodes 294 amino acids. Gene Ontology annotation, biological process: monoatomic anion transmembrane transport. The record is from RefSeq and is a predicted model, not a curated record. The transcript has 4 exons. NCBI's taxonomy places the organism in Eukaryota, Fungi, Basidiomycota, Agaricomycetes, Polyporales, Polyporaceae.